AUGUUAAUGAAGCAAACUAAAUCGCAACAUGAAGCAUGUUUGAAGCGUCAUGCUGAUAAUUUUCAAUAUGAGGUUAAGGAUCUACGAGCAGUUGCUAAAGAACGUCAUAUUAUGUUCAUCGAAGAGGUUGAUAUAAUUGUUGAUGCAAUUAUAAGGAUUGUUGAGUUGUUCAGUUUACUCAUCACUAAGAUAGAUUCGAAGACAGAGUUUGAUACCAAGGUGUUUUCUAAGCUGGAAGAAUUCUUGGGGAGCUGGAAGGAAUCUCUUUCGAAGCUUCAUGUUUCUCCUCCUUCUUCGAUUUCUCAGGAGUCUCUUUCGAAAAUGCUUUCUACCUUAGAGAAUAAUCUGAAAGUCGAACUUGCUCCUGUUCUACAAUUAGUGAAAUUGAUGGCAACAGAUGCCCCAUUUGUUAAAAUAUGGGUGCAAGGGGGAGAAAAAGGGGGUUGGCUCUGGUUCAUCGAAGGAUACUCAUGGGGGAAAGGUUGUUGGAAAGGUGAUGAGGCCUUGGACGAUUUCUAA
This is a messenger RNA of Lactuca saligna, 519 nucleotides long. Lineage: Eukaryota; Viridiplantae; Streptophyta; Magnoliopsida; Asterales; Asteraceae. The record is from the annotation of a GenBank genome assembly.